GAGCUGGGUUCCCCAGUCUUCGCGGCUACCACCUUCAGCCGAUCCCGGACCCCCUAACCAGGCCCGGGCCCAGCCGCCAUGACGAACGUGUACUCCUUGGAUGGGAUCCUGGUGUUUGGUUUGCUCUUUGUUUGCACCUGUGCUUACUUCAAGAAAGUACCUCGUCUCAAAACCUGGCUGCUAUCAGAGAAGAAGGGAGUUUGGGGUGUGUUUUACAAAGCCGCUGUGAUUGGAACCAGGCUGCAUGCUGCUGUGGCAAUUGCCUGUGUUGUAAUGGCCUUUUACGUCCUGUUUGUAAAAUGA
This is a messenger RNA of Puma concolor (puma), 303 nucleotides long. RefSeq names its product transmembrane protein 167B (gene TMEM167B). The record is from RefSeq and is a predicted model, not a curated record. Lineage: Eukaryota; Metazoa; Chordata; Mammalia; Carnivora; Felidae.